UUACUUUCUUGCUGCAGGAAUGGAUUAUCUUCUCAGCAGAAGCAAUUCUCAUUUUUGGAUGCUACACAAGAUGACACACAAGUUUCUAGAGAAGAAAGAGCAUUUCGUUUGUGGAUGAAUAGCCUGGGAAUUUCAACAUACAUUAACAAUGUGUUUGAGGAUCUUAGGGACGGGUGGAUUCUCCUUGAGGCUAUUGACAAGUCCUCUCCCGGAAUAGUUUCUUGGAAGUUUGCAACUAAGCCUCCAAUCAGAAUGCCAUUCAGAAAAGUUGAAAACUGUAAUCAAGUUGUGAAGAUUGGUAAACAACUGAAAUUUUCACUAGUCAAUAUUGCUGGGAAUGACAUUGUGCAAGGAAAUAAGAAACUCAUCCUUGCAUUUUUGUGGCAAUUAAUGAGAUACAACAUCCUCCAACUUCUGAAGAACUUGAAAUCCAAUUCCUGUGAAAAAGAGAUUACUGAUGCAGAUAUUUUGAAUUGGGCCAAUAAUAAAGUGAAAGAUUCGGGAAGACAAUCACGGAUGGAAAGUUUUAAGGACAAAAGUCUUUCAUCUGGGAUUUUUUUCCUUGAACUGCUAAGUGCCGUGGAUCCUCGAGUAGUGAACUGGAGCCUUGUAACCAAAGGAGAGAAUGAGGAAGAGAAAAAGAUGAAUGCCUCUUAUAUCAUCUCAGUGGCAAGGAAGCUUGGCUGCUCCAUCUUUUUGUUACCAGAAGACAUAUUAGAGGUCAAUCAGAAGAUGAUGCUUACGCUUGCAGCAAGCAUUAUGUAUUGGCACUCAAAGAAACCAUCUGAAGACAAAUUUUUGGCUUCAGAUAUUGAAACUGGGAGCUCAACUGAGAUUUUCUCCAACACUACUGUUGAUGACUCUGCUUCAGAGUCAUCAACAGAUGAUGGUAGCUGAAGCAGAUGGCUACAGUUUCGCUCGGUUCUCGUAUAUAUAUUUGCAUUUGGCUCUCCUUUCUUUUAAUUACAUUGUGAAAAUAGCUUGGCUUUGCUUGUUGGGAGCUAUAUGAUGGCUGGAUAAAUUAUACUAUUAAUUUGAAUGCUAACAAAAUACCUCAGCGUCUUUUGUUGUCUU
Messenger RNA from Dendrobium catenatum, 1074 nucleotides. RefSeq names its product fimbrin-5-like. The transcript is spliced from 6 exons. Gene Ontology annotation, biological process: actin filament bundle assembly; actin filament network formation. Gene Ontology annotation, molecular function: actin filament binding. The coding region runs from base 115 to 897 and encodes 260 amino acids. The record is from RefSeq and is a predicted model, not a curated record. Gene Ontology annotation, cellular component: actin filament bundle; cytoplasm; actin filament. Lineage: Eukaryota; Viridiplantae; Streptophyta; Magnoliopsida; Asparagales; Orchidaceae.